AUGUAUAAAAUGGAAUAUUCUUACCUUAAUUCCUCUGCCUACGAGUCCUGUAUGGCUGGGAUGGACACAUCUAGCCUGGCUUCUGCUUAUGCAGACUUCAGCUCCUGUAGCCAAACCGGUGGCUUCCAAUACAACCCUAUAAGGACCACGUUUGGUGCUACCUCGGGGUGUCCAUCCCUUACCCCAGGAUCCUGCAGCCUUGGCACCCUCCGAGACCACCAGAACAGCCCUUAUGCAGCAGUUCCCUACAAGCUCUUCACUGAUCAUGGUGGAUUGAAUGAGAAAAGGAAACAGAGGAGGAUAAGAACGACUUUUACAAGUGCUCAGUUAAAGGAACUGGAGAGGGUGUUUGCAGAGACCCAUUACCCUGACAUCUAUACCAGGGAGGAGUUGGCACUGAAGAUAGACCUCACUGAAGCCAGAGUCCAGGUUUGGUUCCAGAACCGAAGAGCCAAGUUCAGAAAGCAGGAGAGAGCAGCCGCUGCAGCCGCCGCGGCAGCUAAAAAUGGUUCCGCGGGAAAGAAAUCAGAUUCCUCCCGGGAGGACGACAGCAAAGAUACAAAGAACACCGACCCAGAUAGCACCGGGGGCCCAGGAAGCAACCCAAAUCCCACCCCUAGCUGCGGAGGUGGCCCCAGCCCUACAGGGGUUCAAGGAGGUGGAGGCCCUUCAGAACAAGGCAAAGCAGGGGUGCAGGGAGCUGGGGGUCUUGCAUCGUCAGGAGUUGUGGGGGGCACAGGUGGAGCACAAGGCUGGGCAACUGGCCCAGGGGGCACCAUCACUUCCAUCCCUGACUCCUUAGGAGGCCCCUUUGCCAGUGUUUUAUCUUCCCUGCAAAGACCCAACAGCACCAAAGCCACUCUUGUCAAGAGCAUGUUCUGA
Molecule: messenger RNA, 882 nt
Organism: Bombina bombina (fire-bellied toad)
Lineage: Eukaryota; Metazoa; Chordata; Amphibia; Anura; Bombinatoridae
Gene: PHOX2B
Product: paired like homeobox 2B
Exons: 3
Coding region: 1-882 (293 amino acids)
Biological process (GO): regulation of transcription by RNA polymerase II
Molecular function (GO): RNA polymerase II transcription regulatory region sequence-specific DNA binding; DNA-binding transcription factor activity, RNA polymerase II-specific
Source: RefSeq, a predicted model, not a curated record